AUGUGGUCAUUAUAUGGUAUAAUUGUUUGUGGUGUUGUUUUUGUCGUGGGUCAACCAUCAUUAGCACCCUACGAUGUUCGAAUCGAAUAUUAUAAAGCUGAGAUAACAAAAGAUUUGGUAAUUGGCACAGAUUACCCACAUUUCUGCUGGAAACUACCUCUAACCAAUCAACGUGAUGUUCGGCAGAUCGGCUAUCAACUGCAAAUUCGAUCGCAGAAUAAACUCGUUUGGGAUAGUGAUCGAAUCAAUUCGAGUCGAUCAAUUCAUGUUCCGUACCCAUUCGAACAGAAGCUCGAAGAACUGACACAUUAUCAAGUUCGUUUGCGUGUUUGGACAAGUGCGAUAGAAACCGCAAGCUCAUGGACAUUGUGGAUUCCAUUUCGAACAUCGAUGUAUAACUUCCAACAGUAUUUGUUAGACCGCAAUGAUGAAGUCAGUUGGAUUGGCUCUACCCAGAUAUACAUGAAUGAGUUACGGAAAGAAUUCAAUGUCUCUAAUACAAGUCCGAUUCAGUCAGCCACUGUCUUCAUUUCGGGUAUUGGCUAUUAUGAAUUGUACUUGAACGGUGAUAACGUUGAUCCUAGUCGAAAAUUAGAUCCGGGGUGGACUACUUAUCAGAAGCGAACACUUUUCGCUUCUUACGAUGUAACACCCAAAAUCAAACUUGGCAUGAAUGCGGUCGGUGUGAAACUGGGUAACGGCUGGUACAGUCAAGAACAAUAUUUGUUACCGUCAGUACCUGAGCCGACUUACGGCCCACCACGUCUGAUGUUUAUUUUGAAAAUUAUUUUCAACAAUUCCGAUCAAAUGAAUGUUUACAGUGAUCAGACGUGGAAAGGUCGACAAGGCUCAAUUAUUCAUGAUAGUGUUUACAAUGGUGAAUUUGUUGAUGGACGUUACGAUCGAUUGAAUUGGACACAUGUUGGAUUCACUGAUUCUCUGUCUCUUUGGAUUACACCGGAAAUUCUUCCAUCACCCGUCGAUACCACCGUCAACGGACAAUUGACGCUUCAAGAUAUGCCACCCAUUCGAGCAGGACCUGAUGCUCUGCAUUUUGAAGUAGAAUACGAUGUUGAUGAUGACGGAAGUUAUCUGUCGAAGGAAGACAUCGGUAAGAUUCUCGGUGCCUCGCUGAAAGACGAAGGAAUCUUGCAUCCGAUCAGUGUAAUAAUACCUACUUUAAAUGUUCAUAUAUUUGAUAUGGGACAGAAUAUGGUUGGUUGGUGUCGAUUCAAAUUCCAUGGUCCACGUGGUGUUGGCAUUCACAUUCGCCAUGCCGAAAUUCUUUCGCAAGCAGUUGUUUCCACUGGGAAAGCCACGGGUGGAAUUUAUACGGAUAAUCUGCGUGGUGCAACUGCAAGUGAUACGUACAUUCUUCGCGGUGAUCCUAAUGGUGAAAUUUACGAACCGCGAUUUACAGUUCACGGUUUCCGUUAUGUCGCAGUUUUUGGCUCACCUACCCCACUCUUAAUAGAUGAUGUCGAAUGUCCAAUUGUUCACAGUGAAACAACGGUCAAAGGACAUUUCUCUUCGAGUAAUUCUGUCAUCAAUCAAAUUCAACACAAUAUUGUAUGGGGCCAAUUGGGUAAUUUGAUGUCUUUACCGACCGACUGUCCACAGCGUGAUGAACGCAAGGUUAAUGAAGCGCUGUAUAAUUUCGAUUUGAGCAAAUUCUAUUUAAAUUUUCUCACCUUAAUCAAGGAUGUUCAACUGCUUGGUUUCGUUCCGGACACUGUUCCAUUAUCAUUCGGUUUCUAUCCCGCUGAUCCUAAUUGGGGUACAGCUCUACCCACCAUCACUUGGCAGUUGUAUCGUCAUUACAAUGACAUUCAAAUUCUCCGAAACCACUAUGACUCAAUUCGAGCUUAUGUUGAAUCGGUUCGCGACGGUUAUCGACUGACCGGCUUNAGCCGGCAUCGAUCUACAAACCGAUGUGAUUGUCAUUCAUCCACGAAUGAUUUCGGAGGAAAAGAAACAUCUACUGAGUAA
This is a messenger RNA of Adineta ricciae, 1989 nucleotides long. The record is from the annotation of a GenBank genome assembly. Lineage: Eukaryota; Metazoa; Rotifera; Eurotatoria; Adinetida; Adinetidae.